AUGGCAGACCUAAGCAAGCCUCAGAACCCAUCCACGAUCUCGCAUUGGAUCGCCUCGAACACGGGGCCUUCCAGCUUGCACAACUAUGGCAAGGAUGAGAGCAUACCCGAGAGCGCCGACAUUGUGAUCGUCGGAGCUGGGAUCUCUGGCGCUAUGCUCGCGUAUCACCUCACUCACCCAGAGGACGACAAGCACGCACUCCCUGAGGGCACACAUAUCGUGAUACUGGAAGCGAACGAGGUGUCCAGUUCAGCCACUGGCCGGAACGGUGGUCAUUUCGCUCCCUCCACCUUCGUCCACAUGCCCAGACUUGUUCGGCCCGUCGGCAAGGGCGGCGCCGGUCUAUCUCGGUCACAAGCCGUCAAUAUCCUUCAGCACGAAUGGGACAACUACCAGCGCAACAUCGCGGUCAUCAAGAAGCACGGGCUGGAGCACAAGGUCGAUCUCCACACCGGCAAGGCGAUGGCGGUAUAUACAACGGAGAAGGCUCUCGCGAGCACCAUGAAGAUCAGAGAAGAUUGGCUGGCGGCGCUGAAGGAGAUGGGCGUGGAAGACUGGUCGGAUGGCAAGUUCUAUACGGACAAGGAGGAGGCUAUCAAGCUCUCGAGGGUUCAAGGCGCGAUAGGAUGCUCGACUCGGAGCGCCGGUACUGUCCACCCGCACAAACUCACCACUGAGCUUCUCAAGCUAUCGCUAGGAUCGACCAAGUACAAAGUCACGCUCAGGACCAGCGCGCCAGUCACCAAGCUCUCUCAGUCCGGCUCCACGCAUACCGUCGAGACUAGCCGAGGGUCCAUCACCGCCCCCAAGGUCGUCCUCUGCACCAACGCCCACACACCCCACCUCUUCCCCGCCGGCCACCCCUUCUCCAAGAUCAUGUACCCCGUCCGGAUCCAGAUGGGCCUCUUCACCCCUCCCCCAGCCUUCUCCGGGAUCAAGUCGCUCUCGGCGAGCUACGGCUUCCCAGAUGGUUACUGCGCGACCUCGGCGGGCGGUAUUGUUGUUGGCGUCGGGGCGGCCGACUAUCUCGAGGCCAAAGUCGGCAAGCCUCAGGAUUACAUCUGCCAGACGGAUAUCAGCCAAGUGACCCCGGAAGCUACAAAGUUCAUGACGGGAUACAUGGAGAAGACGUUUGUGGACUGGAAGGAGAAGGCGCACGGAGAGGGUCUGACUCGAUCGUGGACAGGGGUCAUGUCGUACACGACAGAUCUCCUCCCUCUUAUCGGUCCCCUACCUGGGGUCGACGGGCUGUACGUUUCUGUCGGAUACAACGGUCACGGUAUGAGCACAACACAUACCACCAACCGCGCACUCGCCCGACUCAUCGCAUCCGAGGAGUGGGAUCAGGAUUUCCCUACCGCCUACGUGGUCAGCGAGGAACGCCUCAACCGACAACAUGCCCAAAAGUUCGACGACUACGUUAAGAUCGUAGCGGGCAAUAAGCUGGCCGGACCGCCAUCUGAGCCACAGCUGGAUUCGUAA
Dioszegia hungarica is the source of this 1482-nucleotide messenger RNA. RefSeq names its product FAD dependent oxidoreductase. Gene Ontology annotation, cellular component: cytoplasm. Bases 1 to 1482 code for a protein of 493 amino acids. Gene Ontology annotation, molecular function: oxidoreductase activity. Lineage: Eukaryota; Fungi; Basidiomycota; Tremellomycetes; Tremellales; Bulleribasidiaceae. The record is from RefSeq and is a predicted model, not a curated record. The transcript has 8 exons.